Messenger RNA from Gossypium raimondii (Peruvian cotton), 3147 nucleotides. RefSeq names its product pentatricopeptide repeat-containing protein At1g76280. Bases 171 to 2624 code for a protein of 817 amino acids. The transcript has 13 exons. The record is from RefSeq and is a predicted model, not a curated record. Gene Ontology annotation, molecular function: protein binding. Lineage: Eukaryota; Viridiplantae; Streptophyta; Magnoliopsida; Malvales; Malvaceae.
AAUUCCGUGUUCCAAGCAGCGAAGGGAGGAGGUUGAAUUGAACGCCAUUAAUUGUUUUGUUUUUACUGCUUAUGAAUCCUACUAAUGUAUGUUUCAAAAUGCUUAAACCCUAAAGGGAAAACCCACUGAAAAAGCUGAAUUCUUCAUUCAACACUGUAACAUUAAAGGGAAUGAGGAUUCCUCUGCGCUCAAUCGCAGACACCUUAUGUAGAUUCAAAUCGGGUGAACUUGAACGUGGACGAGGAAAUUUUAUCAGAAGAUUGGAAUUAUGUAGAAGUGUUGCAACUAUUAAUGGUAAUGUGUUUUUGGGAUAUGGAGGAGAGCCAUUAACAAAGUCCAUUCAAGUGCAAAUUGUUGAUGCCCUUCGCUUAGGUGAGAGAAGUAGAGCUUCUAGCCUGCUUUUAGACUUUGGUAACGGAAACCAGUCUUUAAAAGCCAAUGACUUCGUUUACAUUCUUAACUACUGUGCAAGGUCACCGGAUCCUUUGUUCGUUAUGGAAACAUGGAGAUUAAUGGAGGAGAAGGAGAUUGACUUGAAUAAUACAUGCUAUUUGCUUAUGGUCCGAGCUCUUUGUAGAGGAGGUUACUUGGAGGAGGCAUGCAAGUUCAUGAAAUUCCUUAGGGAGAAUCAUGGCACCUAUCCUCUUCUUCCCGUAUACAACUGUUUCUUAGGAGCUUGUGCAAAGAUGAAAAGCAUAAUCCAUGCUAAUCAAUGUUUAGAUUUGAUGGAGCUGCAAAGGGUUGGGAAAAAUGAAAUUACAUAUUCAGUGCUUCUAAAGCUUGCAGUUUGGCAGCAAGAUCUAUCUGCAGUCCGUGAAAUUUGGGAGGACUAUAUCAAACACUACAGUCUAAAUAUAAUUUCUCUUCGAAGGUUUAUCUGGUCCUUUACAAGAUUGAAAGAUUUAAAAUCUGCAUAUGAAACAUUGCAACAUAUGGUGGCUUUGGCCAUUAGUGGGAAGCAUUUUGUUAGUAGGACUGAUGAAGGAAGGUUGUAUUCUUCAAGAUUAGACAUCCCCAUACCAUCCAAAAGUGAAUUAGGAUCACAAAAUGUUCAAUCAGGAGAGAAUGAGCAGUCUCUUGCCUUCAAAUUUGACAUUGAUUCCUCCAACAUAGAGAGAUCAAAGUCAAUCAGUGCUACAGUUGGCAUGCUGAAUAACUAUAAGAACUUGCCUGUUAUGGAAGUUCUGAGGUUGUCCAUCAAUGAUGUACUACACGCUUGUGCACAAGCUCGAGCUUAUGGACUAGCAGAGCAAUUGAUGAUGCUUAUGCAAAAUCUUGGAUUGCAGCCAUCAAGCCAUACAUAUGAUGGCUUUGUGAGAGCCAUUAUUCAAAGAAGAGGAUUUGGUGCUGGCAUGGAAAUGUUAAAAGUAAUGGAAGAGAGAAAUCUGAAGCCUCAUGAUUCAACCCUUGCAGCUCUUUCAGUACAAUGUAGUAAGGCAUUAGAACUUGACUUAGCUGAGGCUCUAUUGGAGCAAGUUUGUGAAUGCCCAUAUCCAUAUCCUUUUAAUGCUUUUCUUGAAGCUUGUGAUAAUAUGGAUCAGCCAAAGAGAGCUCUUCGGAUAUUGGCUAAAAUGAGACAACUAAAGCUUCAGCCAGAUAUCAGGACAUAUGAGCUAUUAUUUUCAAUGUUUGGUAAUGUGAAUGCUCCUUAUGAAGAGGGGAAUAGAUUGUCACAUGUUGACUCAAGAAAACGAAUAAAUGCUAUAGAAAUGGAUAUGGCUAAAAAUGGUGUUCAACAUAGUCAUUUAUCAAUGAAGAACUUGCUAAAAGCACUUGGAGCUGAGGGGAUGACAAUAGAGCUGCUUCAGUACUUACAUGUUGCUGAGAACCUUUUCUGCCAUACUAAUACUAAGUUGGGGGCUCCCAUGUAUAAUGUAGUUCUGCAUUCACUUGUUGAGGCUAACGAAAGUCACAUGGCGAUACAAAUAUUUAAAAAAAUGACAUCAUCUGGUUUCCUACCAAAUGCUGCAACAUACAAUAUAAUGGUUGAUUGUUGUAGCUAUAUAAAAUGUUUCAAAUCUGGUUGUGCUCUAGUUUCCAUGAUGGUGCGUCAUGGGUUUUAUCCGGAAACGAGGACAUACACGGCACUAAUGAAGAUAUUGCUGGAAUAUGAAAAUUUUGAUGAAGCAUUAAGUCUUGUGGAUCAGGCAAGUUUAGAAGGUCAUCAAUUGGAUGUAUUAAUGUAUAAUACCAUCCUUAAAAAAGCAAGUGAAAAGGUAAGGAUCGACAUAAUUGAAUUUAUUAUUGAGCGGAUGCACCAAGACAAAGUCCAGCCUGACCCUGUAACCUGCAAUUAUGUAUUCUCUGCAUAUGUUGAUGGUGGUUUUCAUAACACUGCCAUGGAAGCAUUGCAGGUUUUGAGUAUGUGGAUGAUCUCGUAUGAAGACAUGACACUGGAAGAAAAGAAGAUAGAAUUUGAGAAAGAUUUUGUGAGUUCUGAGGACUUACAAGCUGAGUCAAAGAUACUCCAAGUCUUUAAGGAUUAUGAUGAGCAUCUAGCUGCGGCUCUUUUGAACUUACGAUGGUGUGCUAUUCUUGGGUUUCCAGUUUCUUGGUCACCGAAUCAAAGUCAAUGGACUACAAGAUUGUCAACUAAUUAUGAUUCAACUAGAACUGUUUUAUAGGCGUUUCCAGCUAAAAUACCCUAGAGCUUAUGAAAUGAGCUAUGCAGAUUUCCUUGAAUGGUUUGUGACAGUUUUGCAGAGUAUAAAAUGGAGCUCCUGCUUGGUAGAACAUGUAAACAGCCAUAACAAGAGAAGGGCGCCGUCAAUACCCAACCGGAUUUCAAAUAUGGUUGCUUCAAAUACGAGAUGAUAAGCCUGAUUCUUCACAACUUUGCAGGCCAUGAUUUGGGGGGCAGACUGCGAGUCCCUGGAAUGAUUUGGAGCAGGGGAACAUCGUGCAAGGUAAAUUGCACGCGGACCAUAAAAACCAUUCCAGGGUUUUAUCUAAUGUUCCCAAUGGUAGCUAUGGGAUAAAGAAAAAUUAAAGAUUUGACUUAAAUAGAAACCGUGGUGAUUAGCAUCCAAACAGAGAUGUCGAUAAGGAAAUUGAUAUUGACUUGUAAUAGAUGAGCAUUUAAAUUUUUUCCAUGUUGGACGAAAACCAAAUUCAGUUGUAUUUAAAGGUUAGAGUUACUGUUGAAAA